Messenger RNA from Lepisosteus oculatus (spotted gar), 3630 nucleotides. RefSeq names its product fibulin 1 (gene fbln1). Gene Ontology annotation, biological process: extracellular matrix organization. Gene Ontology annotation, cellular component: extracellular region. The record is from RefSeq and is a predicted model, not a curated record. NCBI's taxonomy places the organism in Eukaryota, Metazoa, Chordata, Actinopteri, Semionotiformes, Lepisosteidae. Gene Ontology annotation, molecular function: calcium ion binding; peptidase activator activity.
UGAAGCUUAUCUUCAGUUCUGAAUUACUAAACGUCUCACUGGUAGUUGAAAGAAGCCCAGCCCUAGUCUCGGGAGAUAGCCCCCACACGACCCCCCGGAGAGACGGGAUAAUUAGAGCUUCGCUGCUAGACAGUCGUGCUGUGUUUUAAGCCAUUUAUCUCAGAGCGGCUGUUGAAUCCCUCUCAUUAAAGUGCGUGUGAGAUGGUGAGAGUUGUUUACCCAAUAGAGAAGACUGCUUUCAACACAGAAUAAACUGGACACACAACCAAAAAAAAACAGGCUGAAUUUUUCUUUUUUGGAGUUCAGUUUCAUAAAUUUGGUUCCUUUUUGCUUUUGUAAUGGCACUCUCAGGCGUGUUGCUUUUUGCUUUAUUCGAAGUUCUCAGCGGCCAAGUGAACGCGCAGACGUCCUUCGACGACUGCUGUAGAAAUGGACGAGAUUGGGCCACCCAGAAACAGGAUUGCUCGACCCUGCCAUUGAUGUCAGAACUCCCCACGUGCAGAAUAGCACAGGAGCAAUGCUGCAUGGCUUUCCUAGAAGAUAAUCAUUGCACAACUGGCAUCAACAUGGCGAAAGAGCAGGGGGUCUGUGAUUUAGUCUUAGCAAGUGGAUCCAGCUGUGAAAGAAGACUUUCCAAGAUGUGCUGUGACUGCUGCCUGUUGGGCCGAGCUUUGCAUAAACAGGGCCUGAGCUGUGAGCAGAACCUGUCUUUGGGAUACCACUGCGGUCUCGUGUCACGAGCCUGCUGCGAUCAUAGCAAUUCAGAGGCCGACGCAAAGCCAAGUCAAGAAGACAAAGCCCUGCCUGCAUCCGAAGUGGAAGAUCCUUAUCUGGAUGACCAGUGUAGAGGAGCAGGCCAGUGUUCCCAGCGUUGCCACGGCAAUGGAACUUGUUCCUGUUUCGAAGGCUAUAAGUUAAAAUCAGAUGGCCAGACUUGCGAAGAUAUAAACGAGUGUAUCCUGGGGUCCCAUUCCUGUCGGGCUGGAGAGCGGUGUAUCAACACUCAGGGAUCCUACAGGUGUCAAAGAGAGAUCAGCUGUGGAACUGGCUAUGAACUGACUGAUAGCAACCUGUGCAAAGACAUUGACGAGUGCGAGCUUGGGACUCACAACUGUCCCGCGGAGUUCCAGUGCCAAAACACAAACGGGUCAUUCCGCUGUCUGCCGCGAGAGCAGUGCAGAGUGGGCUUCAUCCAGGAUGCUCUGGGGAACUGCAUCGAUAUCAACGAGUGCUUGAGUCACAACGGACCCUGCCUCCCUGGUCAGACCUGUAUCAACAAUGUGGGCUCGUACACCUGCCAGAGGAAUUUCAUCAGCUGUGGCAGAGGGUAUCAUCUGAACGAAGAGGGAACGCGGUGUGUGGAUGUGGAUGAAUGCAGAGGCCCAGAGUCUGCCUGUGAAGGCCACAUCUGCAUCAACCUGAUGGGCUCAUUCCGCUGUGAGUGCAGGAUGGGAUACUACUUCAACAGCAUCAGCAAGACCUGUGAAGAUGUUAAUGAGUGCAGACACUACCCAGGGCGUCUCUGUGCUCACAAGUGUGAGAACACUCCUGGUUCCUAUAAGUGCAGCUGUACCAGUGGCUUCAGACUUGGCAGCGAUGGUAGAAACUGUGAAGAUGUAAACGAGUGUGAGAGCAACCCCUGUAGCCAGGAAUGUGCUAAUGUGUAUGGAUCGUACCAGUGCUACUGCCGCCGUGGUUACCAGCUGAGCGACGUGGAUGGAAUAACUUGUGAAGAUAUUGACGAGUGCGCUCUGCCUACCGGUGGUCACAUCUGCUCCUAUCGCUGCCACAACGUCCCUGGCAGUUUCCAGUGCACCUGCCCCACCCACGGAUACACGCUGUCUCCUAAUGGCCGCACUUGUCAAGAUGUCGAUGAGUGUGUAACGGGCAUGCACAAUUGCUCUGGCUCGGAGAUCUGCUUCAACAUCCAGGGGGAUUACCGAUGUCUGGCAUUUGACUGUCCAAAAAACUAUCACAGAUCUGGGGAAUCUCGUUGCGAGCGCUUGCCUUGCAAUCAGAAUAGCGAGUGCCUGGCCCAGCCCUUGAGAAUAACCUACUAUCACCUCACUUUCCCUACCAAUAUCCCCGUGCCCACCAAUGUCUUCCGCAUGGGCCCUUCUAACUCCGUGCCAGGCGAUGACAUCCUCAUCACCAUCGUAGACGGCAAUGACGAGGGCUACUUCAGCGCGCAGGAGCUCAGCAAUGGUGGGACUGUUGCUGUGCAGAGGCCCAUAUCCCAGCCUCAGGACUUCCUACUCACAGUGGAGAUGAAGCUCUUCCGCUAUGGCACUGUUAGCACGUUUCUAGCUAAAAUCCAUGUCUUUGUUACAGCUGAGCAGCCGGUGUAUACCGACGCGUCUCAGUUUUAAAACGCAGUGUGCGGCGUUUUCUUCUUCUUGAUCAUCUUUAUUACCAGUAGGCCUUUGAGAACUACAAAUGUGAUGAGUCCAAUUCGCAAGUAAGUGUGACAGAUCUUUGGCAGCAGUUAACAAACACGGAGGCAGCAGCACCUCACAGGCGUUUUAUGAGAACUCCCACAAGAGUUGAGAAUGUCACUGGCUGCAGUUUGUGCAACCCAUUUCAAAAUUGGAGUGGUCAUAAAAUCCGAUUCUGCUUUUGCCCGACGCUACGUUGUAAAAAAAAAAAGUCAAAGCAGAUUUAAAAAAAAAAUCUCUCUGGACAUCCAUCAUCUGAUGCAACCAAGUCAGAGGCUGAGCUCAUUUUGGCAAUGUCUCAUCUCAAGAGCAUGAGAAAUAACCAAAUCAUCCAGGGAGGUUCCUAGACACAUGGAACCAGAGUCUAUGCAAAGAGUUCUGGGCUUCCAGGCAGAUUUUAAGAACUUACACCGAAUACAAUGAAGAAACAGGCAACAUUGUAGGAUUUAAUCUCAAGACCUAAAUGUCCCGUUAGCCGAUUCUGAUCUUAUGAAGCCAAAAAGUAGCGAAUCGCAGUAAAUUCAACACAUUUAUAUAUUGAUAUAACAUGUAUACAUCAUUUUACUUUGUACUUGAUUUAUAUUGUUUAUUAAAUUUUACUGUGUGUUCAAUCGCAUUACAUCUUGCAAGACCUAUUGUAUUGACUGAUGUAUUAUAAGAGUGCCAGCGGGUUACACAUAAAAGUAUGUGUAAUUGCAUUGUGCUGAGGGGGCACAAGGGGGCAGUGUAGGGCAGUGAAAGGUUCUGCCAUGACUGUUUUCUUGGCUUCUCAUGUGGACUGUUCUAGAAUUGCUCUUCUCGGUGUUCAUCAUUCUGUAAGGUUCCAUUUUGCUUACAUUGUUAUCAGAGACUGUAAUAUAAUUACAGUAUCCAUACCUAUGCAAAAUAUUUUUUCCAUGGAACACAUUGGAACACAUUCCACUGAGCACAUUGGCAUGAUAUUGUAUUAUUCAGUGAAAACGAACUGAUCACAAUAUGCCCUCUGAAAUCCUGAGAACUAACUUGAAUAGAAACAAAGAUCUGCUCGCUACGUCCGUUCCCGAGCUGAGCAUUAUGUGUUUGUGGAAAGUUCUCUCCUGCCUGUAACAUCUUUUGUAAUACACCCCAUCUUACAUUUAAAACUUAAUUAUAGUUCACAUUUUACAAACAUUUUCUUGUAAAUGGGUAAAAUAUCAAAUAAAAACCUCCAAUGAUU